Molecule: messenger RNA, 1992 nt
Organism: Sitophilus oryzae (rice weevil)
Lineage: Eukaryota; Metazoa; Arthropoda; Insecta; Coleoptera; Curculionidae
Product: facilitated trehalose transporter Tret1-like
Exons: 4
Coding region: 293-1678 (461 amino acids)
Biological process (GO): transmembrane transport
Cellular component (GO): membrane
Molecular function (GO): transmembrane transporter activity
Source: RefSeq, a predicted model, not a curated record
UAAAUCAAAACUACUUCUUUGUUUAACCGCUGCUUCUCUUAAAGAUAUAUCAUCGAAUAAUUUCCUUUUAGUAAAUAAGGAAAUUGAUAUUUUCAGUUUUAAGGGAAAGUCUUGCAAGACAAAGCGCGGAAAAGCAUGCAUUUUUGUACCGCGUGAAAUGCAACGCUCUGUAUGUGACCGUAACACAAUUUACUGCUUACAAGGUUUCGGUUUUAUUAAAAUUUAUCGAAAUAAUUUGAUCUGUUAUACUGUUUUAAUUCAUAGUGAUUAGUUUUAGACUUAAUGCAGUGAUAUGAAAAUUCCUCCGAGUUUUUUCACUUAUUUUUCAGCGAUAUCAGUUAAUUUUCUAAGCUAUGGUGGAGGUUUGGGAUAUGGCUGGUCAUCACCAGCGCUGCCUAAACUUAGUGGAGAGGUUGAUCCAGAUCAGAAUCAACUAUCCAGACCAGCAACUCUGGCAGAACAGUCAUGGAUAGCUUCUCUAUUAAGUUUGGGUGCGAUGUGCAGUCCAUUCUUGUGCGAAUAUGUGUCAGGAAAAUUGGGAAGAAAAAUAAGUCUGUUACUAUUUUCUUUGCCGAUGAUUGGUGGAUACGUCAUAUUGAUAUUCGCAGACGAAGUUGUUCAUUUCUAUAUCGGGAGAUUUCUAAUAGGGAUAACCGAAGGCUCUAUUUUCUCAACAAUCCCCGUAUAUUCCGCCGAAAUAUCCGAGAACCAUAACAGAGGCACAAUCGGAGCCAUCAUGUUUCUAUUCGUCUCUUUAGGCCACUUCACGUCCAGCGUAGUAGGACCUAACGUGUCCCUACAAUUAUUCAGCAUAAUUUCUUUAGUACCCUGUAUAAUAUUCUUCGUUAGUUUCGGCCUGUUUUCCCCAGAAACUCCGUAUUAUUACGUCAUUCGUAACAAAUUUCCGGAAGCGGAGAAAAGCUUGAAGCAAUUACGUAAGAAGGAAGACGUCAGUGAGGAAAUGUCGGAGAUAAUCAAAUGCGUCACCGAGAUGAAAAGCAACAAGAAUAUUUCGGUUUUGAAGGAGAUUUUCACUGAUAAAUCUUCUUUAAAAGCAUUUGUUCUGUCGUUGUUACUCAUGUUGUUUCAACAAUUUACUGGUCUUAUUUAUAUUAUCGAUUACAAUCAGAAAAUUUUUGAUUCAGCUGAAACACCGUUAUCAGGAGAUAAAGGGGUUGUGAUAGUAAUGGCAGUCCAGGUAGCUGCAAUUUUAUUUUCAACCAAUGUUAUUGACAAGAUCAACAGAAAAACAUUGUUGCUUUUAUCUCUAACGAGUAUAUUCUUCUUGCACACUACUUUAGGAUCUUUUUUUUACUUAAAGCAAGAAAAUUUCAACGUUCAGUACGCUUCUUGGAUACCCAUAGCAUGCUUGAUGCUAUUUAUCACCGCAUACCAGUUAGGUAUAUGCCCAAUAUCGUAUAUAUUUCCUGCAGAGAUAUUAAAACCAAAUGUAAAGUCGUUUGGUAUAAUGUUGGUGUGUUGUAUAGGACUGUUGGCUGAAUUUUUGAUAGCCACUUUCUUACCUGUUUUGGAAGAACACGUAGGAUUCUACGUGCCUUUCUGGAUAUUUGCUGUUAUAAGUUUGAUAGCUAUAGUUUUUGUAUAUUUCUUUAUUCCCGAAACUAGAAGUAAGAGCUUUUUAGAAAUUCAGGAAUCUUUAGAACAUAAGAUUAAAUAAAUUUAUAGUUUUUAAAUGGCGUAUUAUUUGGUAAAUUUCUGAAGCCUCUGAAAAAUUGACAGGAAAGUAAUGAAAUGAAAUGGAAGACAAUAAAUAUGAUGUAACUAUAUGGUUAGAUCACAUUUUUAAGCCCACAGCUUAUUCAGUACCAGCAGGUUAUUUUCGCUUCUUUUUGACUACCUGAAUUUUACCUGCUGUAUGUACCUGCUACCUGUUACCAAAACUGGUUGCUAUAGCACCAGUUUUGGUAGUUUCUUUGAUACAUAGUAGUAGUAUAUUUUCUAGUAGUUGUUACAUAACAUUAGAGUCCCAUA